UUGUUUUCAUUCAUAACUUUUUCCUUUUCCUUCCUCUCCGUCAACUAUUUAUUCCCCGCUCGUCUCAGCGAGGAUUGCAGAGGGCGCAGCUCCACCGCGGGAACCGGCGAUGUGGCGACACCGCUCCGCCGCCCGGGCCCCCGGCUCGCUGCGCCCCGGCUCUUUAGGAAUCCGGCUUCUCCUUUAAAGUGUAGACAGAUAUUUAUUUAUAACCCUCCCUGCCUUGGGCUUGCUUUUUGGCGCCUGCAUUCACUCCGAAGGCUUUUCCUGACUUGUAAGCAUCCUUGGUGGCAUACGCCAAAAGGCUUUGGAAAUCCACGGUGAUCCUUAGAAUGUGAUGGGAUUGUCCGAAAAGGAUUUCAGAUGCAUGCCAGGUUUCCACUGAUUGCCAGAAAUCAAGAUCACUACACAUGGAUCCCCAAAAUCAGCAUGGCAGUGGCAGUUCAUUAGUUGUGAUCCAGCAGCCUGCAUUGGAUAACCGUCAGAGGCUAGACUAUGAGAGGGAGAUUCAGCCUGCUGCUAUUUUGUCCUUAGACCAGAUCAAGGCCAUCAGAGGCAGCAAUGAAUACACAGAAGGGCCAUCUGUGGUGAAAAGACCUGCUCCUCGAACUGCACCAAGACAAGAAAAGCAUGAGAGGACUCACGAAAUCAUACCGAUUAAUGUGAAUAAUAACUAUGAGCAUAGACCUACCAGCCACCUGGGACAUGCAGGACUCUCAAAUAACGCCAGAGGCCCCAUACUGAGCAGAUCAACCAGCACCGGAAGCGCAGCCAGUUCUGGGAGCAACAGCAGUGCCUCUUCUGAGCAGGGGCUGUUAGGAAGGUCCCCGCCAACCAGACCCAUCCCUGGUCACAGGUCUGAAAGGGCAAUCCGGACUCAGCCCAAGCAACUGAUUGUGGAUGACUUAAAGGGCUCCUUGAAAGAGGACCUGACGCAGCACAAGUUCAUUUGUGAACAGUGUGGGAAGUGCAAGUGUGGGGAAUGCACAGCUCCCAGGACCCUGCCAUCCUGCUUGGCCUGUAACCGGCAGUGCCUUUGCUCCGCUGAGAGCAUGGUGGAGUACGGAACCUGCAUGUGCUUGGUCAAGGGCAUCUUCUACCACUGCUCCAAUGACGAUGAAGGGGAUUCCUACUCGGAUAAUCCUUGCUCCUGUUCACAGUCACAGUGCUGCUCUAGGUACCUGUGUAUGGGAGCCAUGUCUCUGUUUUUACCUUGCUUACUUUGUUAUCCUCCAGCCAAGGGAUGCCUGAAGCUGUGCAGGGGGUGUUAUGACUGGAUCCAUCGCCCAGGGUGCAGAUGUAAGAACUCCAACACUGUCUAUUGUAAGCUGGAGAGCUGCCCCUCCCGGGGACUGGGUAAACCAUCAUGAUUUUUGGAGGUGGGUUGGACCUCCUGAACUUCUCUUGCUUUCAGGCUGUGGCUGUUAAAAAAGAUGCUGUCAGAUACUGGUUUUAUUUUCUUUGCAGUUUUCCCCUGUCCCACCUUUCUCCCCUCCUUUCCAAGGUUUGACUCAUGGAUUGUACUCUUCUCUAAUGGAUGAUCUUCAGUAAGAGUGGACUGUGAAAUGCAUCUGGCUCCCCCUUAUGACAAGAGCCUCUGCCAUCCACUCGAGAGGGUAUUGAGAGCCAGUGGGCUUUUGUGUAGCCUUUUUGUUCUGCAAGCAACUUUCCCAAGUUGUACACGUGAACAUAUCCACACAUGUACACCCAGGCUACAGUGAUUUAGAGCUGUUUUUGAUUGGGUACUCUGGGAACAGGGAAAUUGGUGUUUAAAGAAGCAGCCAUUUAAUUGCUUAAAUAAGCUAUAUAUUAAAUCUGUCUCCAAUUAGGGCUAUCUUCAUAGCAUUAGACACUUAAGUAGCAUGGGAGAUCUGUUUUUGUUACAACGUUAAAAUUCUCCUUUAACCACUGCCCUCUCCUUCUUGCUCCUCAAUUUUCUGUCCCCUCAGUUUUGGCAUUAUCAUUUUUAGAGAUGCCAGGGUUUUCUGUUUUUUUUUUUUUUUUUUUUCUGUGUAAUUUUAGGUCUGCUUUACAAUGUAAGUCUUCACAUUGGAGAUAUAUUGGUUGUAUCUUGCUCAUCCUUAUUCAAGCUUUCAUAUUUGUGAAGGACUCGACUCCCUUCCUUCCAUACUCCUUGCUUUUCACCAAAUUACUCUUGUCAUUGAGGGCACUUGGAUAACUGAAGUUGAUAUUUAUAUCUGAUCAAUCUAUAAAUGUCACAGAACUAUGCUGCCUGAAGUGAUCUUGGCUCCUUAAUGGUUUUUGGCCACUUGGUUAGUUAACAGCUGGGUAGUUCUAAUCUUUUCUGUUUCAUUGCCUUAACCACAAAUUGUGGUGCUUUUUGUAUAUUUUAUGUAUAAAUCACAAAGUUGAAUUCUGACUAUUUUUAAGACAAAAGUCUGUUAAACUUUUUUAUUGUAAAGAAUAUUUAUUAUGCGAAUCUCUAUUAUUUUAUGAUAUUUAUUGCAAAAGACUGUUGAAAUGUACUCAUGUCUGAAUAUAACAAAAUAUCAAUACGUAACGGAAAAUAAGGUGACACGAAGAAAGUACGUAUGUUAACUAUAAUGCAGAAAAUAUAUUAAUUAAUGAAACUGUCUCUUGAUUUCUUCAUUUAUUAGCGUGUACUGUUGUGAUUUUUGUUAUUUGCUUUGACUCUUCAUGCAUACCCAUUUUCUUUCUGUCCCUUAAUAUACCAAAUCUAGAUGUAGGUGAGCUCAAAUCUUGAACUAGAUGUUUCCUGGAAAAUUCAUUAAUCAAGAUUUUAUAUUCCAAAUUCUGUUUCAACAAAUGCCCAAGUGAAUCACUUUACAAAGUGAAAAAAGUUUUUCUGUCAUUAAUAUUAACAAUUCCAUCCCUCCUUUGGCUAUUUUGUAAGCAAGGGGUUUUGUGUAUAUCAAUUUCUUGGAAUGGGACAUACCUGUAUGUUUUAAAUAAUGUUUAUCUUAACUCUUGGAUUAGUCUGAAAUUAAUUUUCAUCAGCAAAGCUUAAAAAAUUAGUUCUGUAGCCAUACUAGGAGUCUCUGGCACUGUCAUUUUAAUAAAACAUUAUAGAAUUUAAGAGUGCAUCAAGGGGAUAGUUAACAUUAUCAAAGAGAAGUUUUAAAAACAUUCCAAUCCUUUUCAUGCCUUUAAUAAGUCUUUAAUGUGCCCUGAUCAAAUAACAUUGUGUCAUGUCUCAUGGAAUUAGAAAUGUGAGGGUGUGAAACUUUAUAUUAAAAAAGUACAUGUUUUUAGUUUUUAGCCUGCUGAAGUCAGGACAUAGUUAGAAUCUUUGGGUCUGAUAAAAUUUUUUUCACGUGAAUCCUCAGACUUGAUUUCACUGACUCCUCCGUAUGCCUAAGUGACGUGUCAAACCUGAAUAAUUAGCAUUUGAGAAUAAGAUGUUGGCAUAAUUUGAACCCAGGAUUUAGGCUGUCAAAACUCUUAUCCAGCUUUUUUGUUUGGUUGUUGUCUCUUACAUGAUUUGACUACUAGUUUUGGAUUAUUUAUCCUUUGUAUUUAUAGACUUUGAUUUUGUUUUAAUUAAAUGAGACAUAAAUGAUAGAAAGUUUUAAUGCAUUUCCACCAAGCCACUAAACCUAUUAGUUGGCAUUGUGACAUUUGGCUUAAUCAAGUAUUUUCUCUAUGCUCUGAAAGCAGGAACAUUUUUAAAAAUUUCAUAAUCUAUGGUAUUUUAAAAUGUUAAUUUGUUUCCUCUUGUAUUCAAGUUAUGUGGUGAUAUCACUGGUCCCUGAAUAUUGAAUAUUUCAUUGAGAUUUGGCUCCUUAAUGAAGCAUGAAUAGACUCCUUCAAAA
Molecule: messenger RNA, 3794 nt
Organism: Capra hircus (goat)
Lineage: Eukaryota; Metazoa; Chordata; Mammalia; Artiodactyla; Bovidae
Gene: SPRY1
Product: sprouty RTK signaling antagonist 1
Exons: 2
Coding region: 411-1370 (319 amino acids)
Biological process (GO): animal organ development; multicellular organism development; negative regulation of Ras protein signal transduction
Cellular component (GO): cytosol; membrane
Source: RefSeq, a predicted model, not a curated record